AUGGCUUCUUUCUCUGAUCCAUCUUCAGACCUUGAAAUGAAUGAGCCAAAUUCUUCUAUCUCUGAAGCUGAAGCUGAAGCGUCAGCUUCAGCAUGUCCAAAUCCUAUAAACAAUCGUAAAAAACGCAAAAAUAACGGUUUGGUUUGUGGUUAUGGUCAUAGAUGCAUAUCUAAUCGGGAUGUGAGUGAAAAUUCUAAUCAAAUUGAAUUCCUACCACCAGUCAAUACCAAAAAUCUUAUCCAAAAAGUUCGAGCUGCUAUCUAUCUUUCUUUAGAUAGAUUAUGGGAAUUACCUAAUGAAAGUUCUUUAAUAGCAAUGAUAUUAGAUCCUAGAAUGAAAAAUUUUCCAUUUAUAAAUGGAUCAGAAUGCUUAGUGAAUGAAAAUCUUGAAGAGCCAAUUUUGACAACAGACUUGGCCGAUGAUGCUGAAGAUGGAUCAGAGAAAGAAGCCAUUUUGCAUACUACUGUACAAU
This is a messenger RNA of Dentiscutata heterogama, 472 nucleotides long. The record is from the annotation of a GenBank genome assembly. Lineage: Eukaryota; Fungi; Glomeromycota; Glomeromycetes; Diversisporales; Gigasporaceae.